AGCCAUGCUGUGCCGCAUGCAGGACUGGCGGCUUCAGGGAACACCAUGGAGGCGCUGCCAGCCUGCCUGCUCCGGGAUGUGGUCCAGGAGGCCCGGGGCGUGGCCGUCAUAGGCAUCGACGAAGGGCAGUUUUUCCCCGACAUCGUGGAGUUUAGUGAGAACAUGGCCAAUGCUGGGAAGACCGUGAUUGUGGCCGCACUGGAUGGGACCUUCCAGAGAAAGGCUUUCGGGACCAUCCUGAACCUGGUGCCCCUGGCGGAGAGCGUGGUGAAGCUGACAGCGGUGUGCAUGGAGUGCUUCCGCGAGGCCGCCUACACCAAGCGGCUGGGCACCGAGAAAGAGGUCGAGGUGAUUGGAGGAGCAGACAAAUACCACGCCGUGUGCCGCCUCUGCUACUUCCGGAAGGCCUCAGGGCAGCCGGGGCAGCCCGCCGGACUGGACAGCAAAGAGGAGAAAGAGAACUGCCCGGCGCUGGGAAGGCUGGGGGAGACCAAGCCCGGGGAGGCGGCGGCGGGAACCAGGAAGCCGUUUGGCCCGCACCAGAUGCGCCAGUGCAGCCCUGCCAACUGAGGCCUGGGGGAGCCAGCGCCCCCUGGCGGAUGCCUGCCCCCUGCACGCUGAGCAGCCUCUCCAGAGGAGGAAGUCCUGGGGGAGGUUUCACUGGCAUUUGGAACUUCCAGCAGGGCUGCUGGUCUGCAGUCCCGUUUCCCUCCACCGGCCUUUCUCAGUUCCCUUCCCAGCUGCUGGGCCAUCAUGACCACCCCAGGCUGGCGCUGGCCACUGCUGACACCACUCCUCCUCAGGGGUGAGGGGCAGGCCACACGCUGUGACAUCAGCACUGCCGGCUUCUUCCCGCUCUGUGGCUUUCACCGUUAGGUUUCUGUUCUUACUGGGAAGCACCUCUGGCUUAGCGCCGAGCCACAUUCCACGCAAAGGCUCCGUCCCUCUGCCUGGGACAGGCUCCCGGCCUGAGGAUGGUGGGACUUGUGCCCUCGACUUGCUUCCCUCUCAGCUGGAAGUCCUGACUGUUCUGGUGAUCGCCUUCUCAAGAAUUACAGCUUUCUUCACAUAGGGGACACCCUGCUGGGGCUCAGAUCCCAGGGCUUUGCUUGUCUUUUAAGGGGGGCCUGGGGGCAGGGUCCCUGAUUCUUCUGUUGUGAGAUUAAUAACUAAUGUUAAAAUGUA
Hipposideros armiger (great roundleaf bat) is the source of this 1185-nucleotide messenger RNA. RefSeq names its product thymidine kinase 1 (gene TK1). Lineage: Eukaryota; Metazoa; Chordata; Mammalia; Chiroptera; Hipposideridae. The transcript has 5 exons. The coding region runs from base 46 to 570 and encodes 174 amino acids. Gene Ontology annotation, biological process: thymidine metabolic process. The record is from RefSeq and is a predicted model, not a curated record. Gene Ontology annotation, molecular function: thymidine kinase activity; ATP binding.